Molecule: messenger RNA, 2632 nt
Organism: Gadus chalcogrammus (walleye pollock)
Lineage: Eukaryota; Metazoa; Chordata; Actinopteri; Gadiformes; Gadidae
Product: plexin-B2-like
Exons: 9
Coding region: 683-2632 (649 amino acids)
Biological process (GO): positive regulation of axonogenesis; regulation of cell migration; regulation of cell shape
Cellular component (GO): semaphorin receptor complex
Molecular function (GO): protein binding; semaphorin receptor activity
Source: RefSeq, a predicted model, not a curated record
CUCCUCGCGCGCCUUCCCAUCACUUCCUGUUCCUCAAACGCUACGUCUCUCGUCUGGGCAGAAGGCGGCAGCAGCAGCAGCAGCCUACGCGUAUCCCACAGGUGUGUGUUCCUGACCAAAGCGAGAGCUCCCGAAGAGAUACACACCUGGAAGGAACCAUCAUGUGACCGGCACCUGGGCGUGGAGAAAGUCCUUUGUAUUUCCCUGACUCCUUUUGUGAGUUGCCCGUGUCGUCUUUGAGCAAGGAACUCCCUGUCGGUCGAGCAGUAAUCCUGUUUUCUACGGAAUAGUGCCUUUUUUUUGCAGCCGCCUGUAGACCCGCGAGCAGAAAGAACAUGAGCCUCGGGUUCAUGUGACCGAAGGGACUCCAGGUCUGGACUUCGGAUUUUUGGAACUACUGUUGGUUUUUUCCUCCAAGAGCCGGGCCCUUAAUGAAGCAGAGGGUCAGCGACAGUGUGCGGCUAAUUGGCCAAGUGUGCCCGGGGCUCCGGCUGCCUGCCUUUGAAGUGUCCAGCGAGGCCCCGCCGCGCCAGCCCAACUGUUCCCGCACCUCCUCCUCCGCCGCCGCCGCCGCCGCCGCCGCCACCACCGCCACGCGGCUCCGUCUCACUCCAGCAGCCCAGACAGCCACAGCACCUCCAGCCCUCGCUCCCUAGUGAGUGCCGCUUCCCUUUUCCCCGAGAUGGCAAGCCGGCUUUCCCUCCUCCUCCCCUUCCUCCUUCCCAUCUGCCUGUCGUUGUCGCGGGGCGAGGAGGAGCUCCAGAAGAUCCCACAGCUGUCCUUCACAACCGAGACGCCCAUCAACAACGUGGUGCAGGACCCGGGCAGCGGGCGCAUCUACCUCGGCGCCGUCAACGCCAUCUUCCAGCUGGGGCCCGCCCUCAACCAGGAGGCGAGGGCCGAGACGGGCCCCAAGCUGGACUCCCGGACCUGCACCCCUCCGCCUUCCGCCUGCCAGGACACCAAACUCAUGCCCAACCUCAACAAGCUGCUGCUGGUCCACCCGGCCAACGGCUCGCUCAUCGUCUGCGGCAGCCGCUACAAGGGCAUCUGCUCGCUUCUCAACCUGACCAACGUGGAGCAGCAGCUGUACUACAGCGACAACAAGGGCGAGAGGACCUACGUGGCCAGCAUCGAGGACAACGUCAACGUGGUGGGCGUCAUGUCCACGUACCACCUGAAGGACACCCAGGACGAGUUCAGCGUCUUCGUGGUGGGCAAGGGCUACGGGCGGAUGGACAGCACCAAGCUCAUCAGCACGCGCAUCCUGGAGGACCGGCGCGAGUGGGUGGUGUUCGAGAGCAUCGUGGAGGCCUCGGCCGUGCAGACGGCGCCCUUCGCGCCCAAGCACCAGCACGACUUCCGCCACGCCUUCAAGGACGACGGCUUCGUCUACUUCCUGUUCUCCAGGACCCGGGACGGGACGGACAACAAGAACCUGACGUAUGUGUCGCGCAUCUGCGAGUCGGACAACAACUACUACUCCCACACGGAGCUGAUGCUGAGCUGCGGCCCGGGGAACCUCUACAACAAGGUUCAGGCCGCGUACGUGGCCAUUCCCGGCAAGGAGCUGGCCCAGAGCUUGACCGAGUCGGGCCAGAGCAGUAAGGUCAACCACAUGGAGAAGGUGCUGUUCAUGGUGGCCAGUUCGCCGGAGGAGGACGGCGACUCCAACUCGGCCCUCUGCAUGUACCCGCUCAAAGCCAUAAACGAGCGUCUGAAGGAUAUCAUCAACGCCUGCUACUUCGACAUGGGGUCCAUCGGCGGGAAGCCAGCGGUGGACAUCCCCUACUUCUCCAAGAGAGAUGAGUUCUGUAAAACCCCGAUUACCCCGGACACGUUGGUAACCUGUGGCGCAGACUUCUUGCCUUCUCCUCUGGCCAGUAAGCCUGAGUUUGGUCUGAAGGGUCAGCACGUCGAGGUCAGGGGCUUGCUGACCGCCGUGGCCAUCGCCGUGGAAAACGACCACACCAUCGCCUUCUUGGGAAACGACCAGGGAGAGGUCUCCAAGGCCCACCUGAAAGGCACGUCUGAAGUCUUUGGCAAGAUCCCAGGACUAACUGCGGGGGAACGGGUGAACAAGAACCUCUUCUUCGACCACGGAGAGGACUACCUUUACAUCACCACUGAGAAAAAGAUCACCAGGGUGCCGGUGCAGACGUGCAACCUGAAGACGGACUGCAAGUCCUGUAUCGACCUGAAGGACCCCUACUGUGGCUGGUGUGUCCUGGAGGGAAGGUGCACGCGGCGUUCCGAGUGCCGCAGGGCGGAGGAGAAGAACGGCUGGCUCUGGAGCCCCGGGCGGGAGUGUGUGAAGAUCCUCUCCUUCUCCCCCCCCAACCUCUCCUGUCACAAGACUCAGCAGGUGGAGAUCAACAUCCCGUCCCUCCCCACCAUCUCCGCGGCGGACCGCCUGCUCUGCGUCUUCCAGGAGGACUUCCGGAGCAAGGGCUCAAUGUCAGGGACGGGCCAGGUCAUCUGUAAACUCCCAAACCCCGCGCACAUACCGGCCACGCCCGAAGGCCAAGAUUUCGUAGCUGUGCCGGUCAAGAUCUUCGUCAACGAGACGGUGGAGCUGGCCACCAGAGAGUCUCAAAUUCUACAACUGCUCGGCCACCGUGAGGAAAGCUGA